AUUCGCCAAAUUGCUGAUAGAAAUUCAACGAGGACGCUCAGCAGUUUCUUAGAUUUCAAAGUCAGAGCUAAAGCAUUGCACAGCCGAAGGAUUCAAGUGCCGCCGUGCAACGAGGUUAUCGAGACGCUUUGUAAACAAAGUGUAAAAGUGUCUGGAGAGAUUGGCAGUAUUGAGUGUGCCGGACUGGAGCGAGGUCUGUGCUGUGGCUGUUAUUGAGAGUUUCCACGAUGGCCGCCGCCACCGCGCUCAAAGAUCCCAGGAAUUUCUUUAAACAAGGCACAGCAGCGCAAUUUACGUUCGUAAUUGGCCUGUACGAAGAAGCGGUUAAGCUGAAAGCCGAGCAGAAGAACAAGAAGCCCGAAGAAUUUCUUAAACUGGACAAAUGGUACCAAACAGAACUUCCAAAAAGGAUAAAGGCAAGAGGGAAAGAUGCUCACUUAACUCAUGAAGAAUUAUGUCAGUGUAUGAAAUGGAAACUUUCACGUGGCAAGUUUUCUCCAAGGCUAAAAGACCUCAUUCAGAUGAAUACCCCACGCUUGUGUAUGACGGAGACGAAAAAAGCCUUCAGAGCAUUGAUGAAAAAAGAUGACUUAGCCUCAGCAAUCCAAGCCCUUUGCAACUUGAAAGGUGUUGGACCAGCCAUGGCAUCAACAAUUCUCACAGCUGGCAGCCCAGAACAGUGUGGCUUCAUGGCUGAUGAGUGCCUGUUGGCCAUUCCAGAAAUUGAAGGCAUUGACUACACUACAAAAGAGCUUUUGAAUUUUGUGGAACAGCUGAAAAUGGCAGCUAAUAGAUUAAAUAAAGAAGGUAGUGGAGAAUGGAACCCACAUAAGGUGGAAAUGGCUCUUUGGGCACAUUUUGUGGUUUCUGAUUGCAAGAAGGAACUUUUGGAUGACAUGCCUGCUGGGGUUGCACCCGAUUCUACCACUACCACUCCAACCGGUCCAUUAGGGCAGGCGCAGCAACCUACUGAAAAUGGGGAUACUGAAACGAAUGUACAACAAAAAGAGAAGAAUGGUGGGCCUGUACCUGAAGAGAGCAAUGAUUCAAUGGAUUCUGCCUUUGCUAAUAAAGAAAAUCUUACUGCCAAUACAAAUGGCACUUCAGAUGCUGAGAACAGUAGAGCUUCUAUUAUUUCAAACUGUGAAGAUACAAAUGAUUCUAUGGCAGUAUCAGAAGCUCCAAGUGAAGCACUCUCAGAAGCACCUAGUGAGCCGGUUUCAGAGGCUCCAAGUGAGUCUGUCUCUGAAGUCCCAAGUGAGCCUGCGCCAGACACGCCAGAUACCACUAGCCAAACAGCAGAUAGAUCACAAGAUGCUUCAGUUACAAAAACAAGUGCUCCAACAGUUGAGAAAGUUGCAACCUCCGUUGUGUCCUCCAACCCCACAGCAGACAGCACUGAUGAACCAGCGCAGAAGAAAGUCAAAGUGGAUGAAUAGUGUAGCAAGGUGGCUAGCCAAUUAUAGCAGCACCUUGUGGUGGUUUGCUAAGAAUGCUACUGCCUAUGUGUGUGUGUGUGUGGAGAGACUUACUCAUUGCCCCUCUACGCUACCCAUAACGGGUCCAGAAGCAGAUUAUGUAGUGUCUUUGGGGGAAUGUAACACUGUUGUGACAGAUGUAUAUAUGUCGCCCAGUAACAGUACCCCAACAAAUCUUUAUUCCCCACCAUCGCUCACUCUUGUUUAAUGUACAUUCCAAGAGGCUUUUAUCAUGGAGAGAUAUUUUGUUUGUGCAUUUCUAUUUUGCAGCUCAAGAUAGACAAAAUCAUUACUGAACCUAACCUCAGAAGAAACCUGUGUGACUCUGGAUUGGCUCAGAUAUUUCCCAUCCCUGAUGCCUCCUUUACAAAGGGCCUCUCCAGUGUCAUAUGCUUCACCCAUUUUAUUUAACUUUUGCAUAAAUAUUUUAUAUAAGUCUUUUAGCCAGUUUUACCAUUUUAGAAUUAGUGCAAAGUUGUCACCUCAUUCACUCCGUGAUCUCCAUAAUAUUGAAGCCCUUCCGUAGCCCUCAGCCAUCGUAUUCAGCAGUAUUUUUUUUUUUUUUUUUUUUU
Messenger RNA from Macrobrachium nipponense, 2050 nucleotides. RefSeq lists its product as uncharacterized. The coding region runs from base 228 to 1439 and encodes 403 amino acids. The transcript has 6 exons. NCBI's taxonomy places the organism in Eukaryota, Metazoa, Arthropoda, Malacostraca, Decapoda, Palaemonidae. The record is from RefSeq and is a predicted model, not a curated record.